Ascoidea rubescens DSM 1968 is the source of this 2437-nucleotide messenger RNA. It is a transcript of the gene YKU70, whose product is annotated as ATP-dependent DNA helicase YKU70. Gene Ontology annotation, biological process: telomere maintenance; cellular response to gamma radiation; double-strand break repair via nonhomologous end joining. The record is from RefSeq and is a predicted model, not a curated record. The coding region runs from base 185 to 2314 and encodes 709 amino acids. The transcript has a single exon. Gene Ontology annotation, molecular function: damaged DNA binding; double-stranded DNA binding; DNA helicase activity. Gene Ontology annotation, cellular component: nucleus; Ku70:Ku80 complex. Lineage: Eukaryota; Fungi; Ascomycota; Saccharomycetes; Ascoideales; Ascoideaceae.
UCAACCAGUCUCAGGACUAACGAUGUCUACCCAAACAAAUGCUAAUGACAAUGCUGUUGUUUUCAGAAAUGUGAGUGUUGUGUGUGUUGUUUGCGCUCAUCUACUUUCACUAACUAUUUUUCUCAUCCUCUAGCAAUAUGAAAUUCGUGAAGGAAUAAUAUUCUGCAUUGAAUUAUCACAAUCAAUGUAUACAAGUAGAAAAGAACUCAAUGGAAAGUCUCAGCUACGUGAAAUUUUAGAAGCAUUGGAUAUCUUAAUGGAAAACUUAGCCAUUACUAUGAAAGGAACUGGUGUUGGUUGCUACUUUUUCAACUGCUCUAAAACCAGCGAUAAUAAGAGAAAUGGUAUUUACUCUUUAUUUUCGUUGAGUGAUUUAUCAGUAAAAAAUAUAAAAAAACUUCACGAUAUUCUAGAAGAUACCCCAAUUCAAUCCAAUAAUAAUGGUGACGAUAAUAUUUUUGAUCUGGAAAAUCCCGACCUUUUAAAUGACCCAUUGUAUAAACUAUUUCCAUUAAUAAAAUACUCUAAUGAGAAAGAAUUUGAAUCCAAAAAAACUGGAUUAAAUGAAGUGUUUGCUCAAAUGAAUUCCGAAUUUAUGAAUACUAAAAGUAGAAAAUAUAAUAAUAAAAAAAUAUUUUUCUUCACUGAUAACGAUAAACCUUUUGAUCCAAAUUCCGAAAAUGGCCAAAGUUUAAAAAGAAAAAUAAGAACAAUUAAAUUGGAUUUAAAUAGUGAAUAUAUCAAUAUUGUUAACUUUUUUAUUGGAAGCAAAGAAAAAGCAUUUAACCCAAACUUAUAUAAUGAAAUUUUAUUUAUCAAACAUACUAAAGAUCCCUUUUCUAUUUCAAAGAAAAAAGAUGAAUCAAAGAGAUUUAAUAAUUUUAUAUUCGAUGCUCCCAAUACAAAGCACACUGCUUCAAAUGAUAUUAAAUCCAAAGUUUUGAGGAAAAAAGAAGUUAAAAGAGUUCUUUUUCAAUGUCCACUUGAAAUUGGUCCAAAUCUAAUAAUUUCAGUGAAGGGUUUUGGGUUGUACAGUCGUGAAGCCCCAAAAAAGCCUGAAAAUUUUUAUUCAAAAAGCCAAAUUUUGAAAAAAGUUAAUAAUUCCUUCAAGUAUAUCGAUCAAAUAAGUGGUAAAGAAAUAAAUAAAACAAGUUGUAUUGUGAAAUGUUAUAAAUUUGGCGAGGAAUUAAUAAUCUUAAAUAAAAAUCAAUUGGAAAAAAUAAAUAAUUUUGAAAAUUUUGAAAAUGAAAGUAAUGAAAAUAAUAAAAAUAAUAAAAAUAAUAAAGGUGACAGCAAUGAUGAAAACCAUAUAAAAUAUUCCAAACCAUGGUUAAGAAUUAUUGGAUUUAAAAAAAUACAAGAUGCAUUUAAUCCACAAUACAAUUUUGGAAAAUCAUCUUUUAUUGCGCCUAACCCAGAAGGUAGUUUCACCAAUUCAUUUAGAGCUUUUAGUUCACUUUAUCAAUCAAUGAUAAAAACCAAAAGAGCUGCAAUUAUCUGGGGUUAUUUGAAGAAAAAUUCCUCACCCGCUUUAUUUGCUUUGAUUCCUUCGAAGAAUUAUGAAUUUGAAAAGAUUCGUUUGAACAAAAGAAACAAACAAGUGAAAAGAAAAGAAGGUCUAUAUUUUCCCGAAGGAUUAUUUUUAAUGCCUUUGCCAUUUAAAGAUUGCAUUCGAAGGAUUCCAGAACAUGUCAUGUCAGUUGAAGUUGAUGAGAAUUUAUUGGCAUUAACAAAAGGUAUAUUGGGUCGGUUUGAAUUGUGGAAUGCAUAUAAACCAAAUGAUUUUAGUAAUCCUUCACUUUUAUGGCAUUAUAAGGUUUUAAGAGAUGAAGUGUUACAAACUGAAAUUGAUCCUGAUAGUGAUGUAUCUAAAGCUUGGGAAAUUGAGGACUAUGAAAAACGGAAAAACUUAUUAAGUAAUUUUGAUAAAACGUUAGAAAGAGUUAGUAAGAUUAGGGAACUCAUUGUUUCAUCGAUUCCAAGUCAAGAUGAAAUGAAACAAAUGACUGAUGAAGAUAUUGAGAGCAAUGUAGCUUUAUUAAUUCAAAUAUGGAAUACAAGAAUUAAUGGUUUUGCAGCAGUUAAUGACAUGAAAGAAAACAUUGAAAAGCCAAUUAAAUCUGCUAAAAUCGCAGUUGAAUAUGAUUUAACGAAUAAAGAUGUAAUGGCUGCAUGGCAACAAAAUAGACUUAGUGAUUUUAAAGUCCUGCAGCUUCGAAAAUUUAUAAUGAAGAAUAGAGGCUUUAUUGAACCAGCAACCAAAAAAAAUGAUAUGAUUAAUAAUAUCAAAGAAUUUUUUGAAUCUAAGCAAUAAUUUUAUUUUAUUUGAAAAUAAGAAUAAGAAUAAGAAUAAGAAUAAGAAUAAGUGAUUAAAUUAAACUAAAUUUAAUUGAUACUUGGUAUUACAAUUUUAUAUAAAUCUAUUUUCGGAUUUGUU